Messenger RNA from Drosophila ficusphila, 5326 nucleotides. RefSeq names its product C2 domain-containing protein 5. The transcript has 10 exons. The coding region runs from base 145 to 4857 and encodes 1570 amino acids. Lineage: Eukaryota; Metazoa; Arthropoda; Insecta; Diptera; Drosophilidae. Gene Ontology annotation, molecular function: calcium ion binding; calcium-dependent phospholipid binding. Gene Ontology annotation, cellular component: plasma membrane. Gene Ontology annotation, biological process: intracellular protein transmembrane transport; positive regulation of vesicle fusion; protein localization to plasma membrane. The record is from RefSeq and is a predicted model, not a curated record.
GCUGCUUCUUAUUCACUGUGGUCACACCGUUAACUGGGAAAAUGAAAAACACAAGAUAAAACGUGAAACCUUCUGGUAUUUCCGAAAUUCCGUGGCAAAAAACUUGUAUCUUGGUGAAAAGGAGCGACAGGCGAGAGCGAAAGGAUGCCGGGCAAGGUGGGGGUGAAGAUCAAGGCGGCGCGCAACUUGCCCGUGAUGGACAAGUCCAGUGAGACGACGGACGCUUUUGUGGAGAUCAAAUUGGCCUCGGUGACCCACAAGACGGAUGUGUUCCGCAAGAGUUUAAAUCCUACCUGGAACACCGAUUGGUUCCGUUUUGAGGUGGACGAUGCUGAACUGCAGGAUGAGCCGCUGCAAAUCCGUCUGAUGGACUACGAUACGUACUCCGCCAACGAUGCCAUCGGAAAGGUCAACAUCAGCCUGAAUCCCUUGUGCUUGGAGAGCUCUAGUCAGGCGGUGCACGGCAAGGGCACCGUGCUCUCCGGCUGGAUUCCGGUCUUCGACACAAUGCACGGCAUCCGCGGCGAGAUUAACGUGAUCGUCAAGGUGGACCUCUUCUCGGACGUCAAUAAGUUCCGCCAGAGCUCCUGCGGCAUACCAUUCUUCCACUCCCAAUGUGUGCCAUUUGGCUACCGCGCCCAGGUGAUUCACGGUUUUGUCGAGGAACUGGUGGUUAACGACGAUCCGGAGUACCAGUGGAUAGACAAGAUACGCACACCGCGUGCUUCAAACGAGGCCCGACAGGUGGUAUUCCUCAAGUUGUCGGGCCAGGUGCAGAGGCGAAUGGGCCUGAAGGCUAUUAAUAUGGGUGCUAAUGCCGUCAUCGGUUAUACCCAGUGCUUCGAUCUGGAAGGCGAUGUAGGCGUGGUUGCCCGGGGCAUCGGAACAGCAGUUACACUAAUCAAGGACACCAGCUCCAGUCAGCCGAACAGCGCGGAUAUUGCCCUUAUCGAAGAAUUGACACAAAAGUAUCUAGACUUCCUCAACUGUGCGGGGGCGAGCAGCUCGAGUCUGCCGCUUUCCGGCCGCACGCCCCAAUACCGUCUCAAUAUAUACAGGGAGCCCAGCUCGUCGGCGCCUUCAACCGCAUCAGCGGCGGCAGCAGCAACGUUGUUUUACCUGGAGAGUGCCAGUAGCGACACGGAGGAUGCCGAACUUAUGCAGGAUCUUAUACGACAGGAGGACGAGCGCGGGGAUCGAAAUCGCGAGAAAAAGCUGCGUCACCGCAUGCGCCGCCUAACGCUCUCCUCGAGUAAGGUUUUCAGUCAGAAGUAUGCCACACUGAUACGUCGGAUUGAACCAAAGAUCCCGGAGAACGCUACCCAAUCGUUGAGCAGCAUUUUUGGAGGAGCCGCUGCAGCAACUUCAAGUUUUAAGCGCCGUCGCAAGUCCCGCUUCGCUGCUUCUACAUCCAAGUCUUCGGUUCCCCCGUUUAUUGUGCGCUCCAUCAGCAGCGAUGCUGGCGUUCGUCCUGGCCACGCGCCUGUCAAGAGCUUUCUCACGGUGCCCGGUUUGACGGAAUUUCAAGAGAACACACGUUCGGCACCUGAUUUGCCAGGAGACGAAUUUCAGGCCAAGACUCGGCCAACAUCUAAUUACUCCACAGAUUCAGAUGAGUCUCUACAGUUGGAUCUGGAAAUAGCUCCGCCCGAUAGCAAUGGGGAGGAGUCCCCAGAGGAGGAGGAGAAACUUCAGGAUAACUGGAUAAAGCCGGGUGAAACUCGUAGCUGUGAAAACAGCCAGCAGGAUCUGGGUCCCAGGCACCACAAUUUGCUCGAGGAUCUCAAGGGCUUCUCACGUCGUCUGCAGAAGCUGAUGCAUCUGAAGCCCAAGGAAAGCGACUUGGAGAAGAGCCAUAGGCUACCGUUUGUGCCCUCGCUGGAACGCAAAUCAUAUUACAGCUCACAGCCGGAAUUGCCUACCUGUCCCGAUGACUGCCUGGUAUCCAACCUUAGUGGAUCCUCCUCGAUGCUGCAAUUGAACUUUCUUCCCAGUUACGAGAAGACUAUGGAGCGCAGUGCCUCUCUGAAUCAUCUAGUUGCACCGGAAACUCCUGUACCACCCAACACGCUGCUGCUGAAGGCGCCCGAGCUGCGCGUUUGCCCCUCCACACCCACUCCCACCCAGUCCGAGUUAGUCACCUUCGAUUACAGUAACCCCCCUUGUCUCUCCCAACUAGAUAAAUCUGUAAAUAUAUCUAAUAGUACUAACCAUAGUAACCACAAUAAUGAAUCAUCAUUGCUUGCUCCAUUUGACAUUCGACAACAACAACAACCACGCGAACUUAGAUCCAGCACUGAACUCCAACAGCAGCAAGGUUCAGCGGGAAUAGCCGGAAGCACUGCGCCGUCCAAUAUACCCACUACCGUGGAGGGCAGCAGUCCAAAUCUAAAGCGUUUCGCCUCGCCAGUGAGCAAUAGUCGUCUCAAGCUGACGCCCAGUCCCUCGAAGAGCGGCAUCUCGGCGACAACGAACGCGGAUAGUGCCUCCACUUCCACAGCCUCGACGGCCACCACCAUGGUGCCGGUCACCGUCGGCGAGAUCUGCCGGAGAUCCUCCGACUCCGACUUGAGUGUCACUCCGAAAGGCAACUCUAUUUGUGUGGCCAGUGAGCGACUGGUGGCCGCCACGGCUAUGAUGCGUCUAACGCAGCCGGCGGUCGGAGCCAAACCUGGAACUGCUACUGAGAGUCUGGACAUGUUGGAGUACCCCUUUCUGACCAUGACAAAGUACCCGACUGGCUUCAUCCUUCAUCUGGGUGCUACGGUCGCGGCCCGAUCCGUGAAGCUUCUGGAGCGAGUGCCCAAUCCGGAUGAGCCAGAGGUACGCGACAGCUGGUGGACGGAGCUUCGUAUGGAGAUUCGAUCCCAUGCUCGUUCUUUGGGCUGCAACGUGGUGCUGGGUUAUGCGGAGACUACAACCAUAUCUGACGAUGUCUGUGUUUUAUCUGCCACUGGAACGGCGGCAGUGAUUAACAUGGUGUUUAAUAGAUCUGUAUCGCAGACCGAUAUCUUCACCAUGUCCAAGGCCACCGCAAGCGUCGCAGCCAUGACGAAUUCUGUAGAGGAGGGCAAUGGAAGCAGCGCCGGAGACACGAGCAUUGGCAAAGACAGCGGUUCUCUGGGGACUGGCAACAAUUCUGGGGGCAAGCGCUUCGGAUUGCCGCCGCUUAAUGGACCCCGGAAUGCCUGUGCCAUCUGCCACAUACCCUAUAACCUAAGCUCCGUGCCAUUUAACGUAAAGAUGAAGAAGUGCGCCGUGUGCCGCAAGGGACGAGUGCCGGACGUACUUCUGGCUACGCUGGAGGUGCCUGAAUUUAUGCAGGUCACCGGACGCGGUUGCUUUAUGCAGGCUCAAGUGGUGCGCGCCAAGAGGGAUUUGCGAGCCGAGCUAAAUGCCAAGGAGAUAUCGGAUGGACUGCCCUUCCUGGAGUACGAACUUCAUCGAGUACUGAUCAACAAGCUGAAGGCCAAGGGUAUGAAUGCCAUUUUCGGGCUUCGUACACAGGUGGCCAUAGGGGAGCGGAUGAUAGCUUUAAUAGCCACCGGAACAGCACUCUUUCUUACUGCCCUACCGGUGCCGCAGGUGCCGAAGAUUGUGGCCGGUAAUUCGUGGACCGACAAGCAAAAGCUGAAUGAGCUGCAAAAGAAGUUGCAAGAGACCUUCGAGCGCAACCAGGAGAUCUAUCAGCUGAAGAGCUUGGACCCAGAUCUGGUAGCCAAUGCAGGAGCUGCAGCGACAACCGGAGCCUCUGGGGAUAAACAGUCGGACACGGACGACUCUGACGAAGAAGAGAUGAACGAGAUCGAUUUAAACUGUGGCAACAAAGAGCUGUGCGUUUUGGAGGUCGACGAUAUCGAAGACUUGGAAAUCAUAUCGCUUUUAAUGGAGCCAUACCCGCCGGAGGGCUUCCAUGUGGUCAAUACACAGCAGGUGCCAGGGAUGCUGGAAAUGGACACUGUCAAGAACUUGCAGAUGUUUACCCAGGUGUGGCGCGCUCGUUUGGAAGUGGGCCAAAGUGUUAAUGGGUUUCCCAAACACUUUCAGAGACUGCUGCAGACCAUUUACUUUAAGCUGCGUACUAUGAUUCCCUGCGCCAUCUGCGAUCUUCGCUUCCGACUUGAUCUGCCUGAAACAGAUCAAAUUCAACUGCUAGUCACUGGCAUGGCCAUGGGUCUCACCGAUGCCAACAAAAUGAAGUACCGUGGACGUGGUCGUCAACAGCAGCAGCAACAACCACAACAGCAGAACGGAUUCCACGAUGCGUCCGUGCAUGCCACCCAAUCCCAGCCAGAAUUGAAUGGCAAGCGAAUGCUGCAGGAGGAGGACUACAUUUUUCCGCUGGAUGAAGAUCAAAUGGUGGACACACCAACGCCAACCAGCACUGCUAUCCCGCCGUUUGGGAUGAGCUCCUUUAAAAUGCGCAAAACAUCACCAUCACGUUUGAACAAUCUGGUCUCGGGAUUGCCAUCAACAGGAGUUAAGCCACUGAAUGUAGGUCUGGUUCCACGUAAUCGAUAUUUUCCUUUGCGGGAUCGCUACGGUGUGGAUUUAACGCCUCUUAGUUUUAUACCUGGCGGACGUAUAGAUAAAUAUUUGGGCAACCUGAACUUCUUCUUCAUCCGAGAAAGCACCUCGAUCCGGGAGAAUGGCGGCAUCAGCGGAUUUGUUCAUGGUUUCAUUACCGAGCUACUGGCUGUGGUAAGAGCCCACAUUGCUUCGCUGGGCGGAAACGCCAUGGUCUCAUUUUACAUCACAGAACUAAUGUUGUUCGAUAAUCAGCACAAGAAUCAGGGUCAGUGCCUGAUUAGCAUCGGUGGCGAUGCAGUCUAUGUGAGCUACCAUGCCGAUGACUGAUACAAAAACUUGCGGGGCAUAUAGCGCCUAUUCUACGCGAAUCGUCCCAAGAGCCUCUACUCUCUAUUUUCUUCCGCUUAGCUAGAACUGUCAGCUCUGCCCAGCAACUGGAGUUAAUCUAAUUCACGUUUACUUAACAACUUUACAGUUUCUGUAGUUGGAUUCUUUAUGCAAUAUUUUAACUGUGAGGCAUCGCUCUUAUCCUAACUUAGUAGUGUGAAUUUUUUCGGUCGUUACUUGUUUGCUUGAUGUUUUUAGCGUUAAACCAAUUGCAAUUUCUGUACAUAGUUGAUGUUUAUUGAAUAUUGAAUUUAGAACGAGUGCGAGACACAAGUCUACUAACGAUAUAUACAAUUGUUGCAACCACAAACAUGACACAGAUAUAUACUCGUACUCCUUAGAUAUCCAAUUUUGCCGUGUAAAAUAUAAUACAUACAAUAUUUAAAAAUAAAACAAUUGCUCAAUUAAA